AUGUCCACUCUCAUUAACUUGUGUAAAGCAUUUGCAGGCGAGUCUCAAGCAAGAAAUCGUUAUUUGAUCUAUUCAAAGGCUGCUGCCAAAGAAGGUCUUGAUGUGAUUGCCAAGCUCUUUGUAGAAACUGCUGAUCAAGAAGGUACCCACGCCAGACUUCUUUUUGAGAUGAUUCAAUCCCUUAAGAAGGAAGGCCAAGAGACCCCGAAAAUUGAGGCUGAAGUUCCAAUAGACUUUGGUGACACUGCAACCAACUUGAUGGCAGCAAUUGCAGGCGAGACUUAUGAACACACCAUUAUGUACCCAGAGUUCGCCAAAGUAGCCAAGGAAGAAGGACACACUCUUAUUGCUACUAAGCUCAACUUGAUCACUAGAGCUGAAGAAAACCAUCAUGCUAGAUACCAAAAGAUUCUUGACGAAUUGAAAGCCAACAACCUUUACAAGAAAGACUCGAAAGUUUUCUGGGUUUGCAGAGAGUGUGGUUUCAUUUUCGAGGGAACUCAAGCUCCAAAGAAUUGCCCACUCUGUGGUAUGCCGGGUGAUUAUUUCAGAAUCAAAGUAGACAUCUAA
Molecule: messenger RNA, 570 nt
Organism: Entamoeba invadens IP1
Lineage: Eukaryota; Evosea; Mastigamoebida; Endamoebidae
Exons: 1
Coding region: 1-570 (189 amino acids)
Molecular function (GO): oxidoreductase activity; iron ion binding
Source: RefSeq, a predicted model, not a curated record